Messenger RNA from Aspergillus steynii IBT 23096, 2025 nucleotides. Its product is annotated as pentatricopeptide repeat protein. Gene Ontology annotation, molecular function: protein binding. The transcript has a single exon. Lineage: Eukaryota; Fungi; Ascomycota; Eurotiomycetes; Eurotiales; Aspergillaceae. Gene Ontology annotation, biological process: mRNA processing. The record is from RefSeq and is a predicted model, not a curated record. The coding region runs from base 1 to 2025 and encodes 674 amino acids.
AUGGUUUACGGCCAUCUGGGGGACGCCGAAACAUUGAGAGUCAUUGAGCCAAAACAUAUCGAACUGGAAAACAAAAUCAGAGGGAAGACUUUGUUCCGCGACAAGUUCGAGUUCCGUUACUGGGUCGACAACUUUUCGGAGAUUGUCGCAAUCAAAGGCGGAAAAAAGAACACCGAGGACGUUGCUGCGCCAUGGGCGAACUUGGAUCACGCGGACCGAGAACUCUAUGAGAAACUCUCGGUGGAGGGUCAGAAAGGCUUUCGUCCUGUUUGGGAGAGUCUGCCGAAGGCUGAGAAGUCAGAUCACUGGCCACACUUGUCCUUAUAUCUGCUGCACACCGCGCCCGAUUUAGCCUGGGAGUUUCUAUAUGUUACUUGCCAGAGUGAGGAUCGGCCGGUGCUCAAAAAGGUAUUCAAAUAUCUCGACUUCCUCUCCAAGCACUAUUCCUCAAAAAUAAGGAAUCAGCCGCUCCGCGGUAUCUCGUUCGACGAUAUGGUCAAAGUCUGCUUGGAUCCCGAGUUCUGGCCCGUCGUUUACGGGCCUCAGAGAGCCAUGCGACUCUAUAUUUGUCGAGCGACAGAGGAAGAACUACGACGUGCUUAUGCCCUCGUCCUCGAACGCGAAACCAAUGUGAAACCCGGGACCUGGCUCUGUUUCUUGAAUCGGUUCCUGCACUAUGGCGAUAGCGAAACUGCGCUGGAGGCACUCUCACGGCUGCCAGAAAGGGACCUCCAGGGGCGUACCGAGCAUGAGGAGGGAGUUCGGUUCCACUGCGCCAAGCUCCUGAAGCAGGACUUUGUGCGUGACGAGGCAGAUGGGCGUAACUUCGUCAUUCUUCCGAGGCUCCUUAAGAUGGGGAUACGGCCUUCUAUGGAGAUGAUGAACAUCGUUCUCCAUAACGCUUUCAAGACGGGCGACUCACAAUUGGGGCAUGACGUGUUCAAGUAUAUGAAAACCCAAAACAUGUCGGACGAGUACACCUACAUAACCCUCCUUCGGGAUGCCGUGGCCCGUCGGGACAGCGACCGCGUGCGAGAGCUGAGUGAUGAGAUACAGCUCCGUCCUGACCUGUCCCAAAGCCCGUAUAUCACCAGUAAACUCAUGCAUGCUCAUUACAUUUUCAUAGUGAAGCCCUCGGUGAAGAAUCCCGACGCCGUCCCCAGCGUGGUGUUUCAUUCCCUGCUGGACAUGUAUAACAGACUUUUCGACCUGCAGCCGCUAAGAGAUCUCGCCAUUCUCCCACCGCAAUAUGUGCCGGCGGUGCCGGGCGCAAACAAUCCUCCUCCGGCUGUCGCCCUGUUUCUUAUAGUGUCGGCUUACAUUCGGUGUCAGACAAAAAUAUCUAUUGUGCACCGCGUGCAAACCAAAUUCAGGUCCCUCGUCUGGGAGGGACACCCUACCAUCGCUCCGAUGGGGGCCACAGAUCAUAUCUACAACGAAUUCCUGGCCUUUUUCCGACGCCACCCACUUGGGCUGCGACCAGCCGUGCGACUAGUGGAGGACAUGCAGCAAACAUGGGAGGAAUUCGAAAGGCGCCCACGCGACGGCGCCCCUGACAAGUCGGCCAUUACCCCUGCCAAGCCAACCAUCUGGACCUGGAACAUUCUGCUCUCUACAUUUGUCUUCAAGAGACAGCCCUAUGCCGUGGAAAGAGUGCUGAAAAUGAUGGCCAAGUACGGCGUUCAGUUCGACUCGGUUACGUGGAACACUCUCCUCGGCAACCAUGUCGCAAAGCAGGACAUCAAAGCGGCUGCUCGAAUCAUGAAAUCCAUGGAGGAGGACGGCGUUGCAUUCGAUCGGCAUACCAUGAAAACCGUUGGUUACUUCCGGGAUCCCGAGAGACUAUGGAGGGCUGUCAGGGCGCUGGAUAAAGAACCCGAACUCGCUGUCGAUCAGGUCAGCCUCGACUGGCAGGACUCCCCGACGGCAAAGGCCAAGGUGCUGCAUGACGAGGCAGACGAGGACGAGGACGAGGACGACAAGUUACUUGAGAAAGGCCUGCAACGUCUGAUUAAAAAAGCCUGA